GUAGGGAAGGAGGCAGGCAGGGAGGGAGGGCCGGCCAGGCGCGGACCUUGGGCAGUCCCCACCCCGAGGCUCCUAUAUAAGCGGCCGUCGCCACCCUGAAAGCAUCGCACUUCAAACGCGUAUCUCAAAACACACACAUCAACAUGUUCGCCAAAGUGGUUGUCCUCGCCUGCGUGGCUGUUGCCGCUGUCGUUGCCCAGGCCGACAAAUACCCCGCCGGAGUGAGCCCCGCUUCUUGCCCCAACUACCCCUACUGCGACAACACCGUCGUCGCCCUGCACCAGGCUCGUGGCUACUACGCCGCCCCCGUGGCCCCCGUUGCCCGCGAGUACCCUGCCGGAGUCCACCCCGCUACCUGCCCUAACUACCCCUACUGCGACAACACCGUCGUCGCUCUGCACCAGGCUCGCGGAUACUAUGCCGCCCCCGCCGCCCCCGUGGCCCGCCAGUACCCCGCUGGAGUCCACCCCGCCGCCUGCCCCAACUACCCCUACUGCCACUAAGCGAGACAACCAUGGCUCAUGUUGACCUGUUCUUGUGAUCUGACGCGGAGAUUUUGCUCCCUCAACCAUCCCCUCCCGAGGAGGGGGUGUGCGAGGGGCAUAGCUCCGCGCAAGCGCGUUUUGUGCGCAUAACACCGCAUCUCAAAUAUUUUAAAAUUUUGCCAAUAAAAUCAGUGCAAUUCUGUACAGUACAAAAUUGAAA
Messenger RNA from Cloeon dipterum, 705 nucleotides. Its product is annotated as cuticle protein 1. The record is from RefSeq and is a predicted model, not a curated record. Bases 144 to 503 code for a protein of 119 amino acids. NCBI's taxonomy places the organism in Eukaryota, Metazoa, Arthropoda, Insecta, Ephemeroptera, Baetidae. The transcript is spliced from 2 exons. Gene Ontology annotation, molecular function: structural constituent of cuticle.